Messenger RNA from Physcomitrium patens, 1694 nucleotides. RefSeq names its product anthranilate phosphoribosyltransferase, chloroplastic. Gene Ontology annotation, molecular function: anthranilate phosphoribosyltransferase activity. Gene Ontology annotation, cellular component: cytosol. NCBI's taxonomy places the organism in Eukaryota, Viridiplantae, Streptophyta, Bryopsida, Funariales, Funariaceae. Gene Ontology annotation, biological process: L-tryptophan biosynthetic process. The record is from RefSeq and is a predicted model, not a curated record.
UCCAGAACGGAGCGGGAGAGGAGCCAUUCUCCGAAGUGGUCGAGACUGCAUCGUCCACGCACCAAUUCGUUGCUGCACGCGUUUGCCUGAACUCACCGGUGCUAACAUUCCACGGCGGCAUUGCCGCCACUUUGCAGCGAGCAAGGCAGGGCUUUAGAUUUUGUCACAAUCUUCUGGUGUGAGAGUCGUCGUGGGUUUUGGUGCCAUGGCAGCCGCGUUGGCUUCGCAGCGAACUUGGUUGCCUAGCUCCAGCGUCGGGCCCUUUCGAGGCUCUUUUGCGACUGCGCCAGCGUCGUCUCCUAGGGUGCUUGGGGUGCCGAGGAAAUUUGCAGUGGAGUCCGGGAAAUGGGAGGUUCUAGUGAGGAAUGUUAGGGCUCAGUCGUCCACUGUGACCGUCCCGGCUCGUACUCUCUCAAUUCCGCAGGUCUUGGAGCAGCUCAUUCAAGGGACGAACUUGACCCAAGCUCAAACAGAGGAGGUGAUGGAGACUCUCCUUGCUGAUGCCAACCCUGCAAUUAUUGGUGCUUUUCUGGCGCUGCUACGAGCCAAGGGAGAAACUUUAGAUGAAGUUACAGGGCUUGCAAGUGCGAUGCUUAGUCGUGCAAUACCUGUGCGAACUGUCCCAGGAUCCUUGGAUAUCGUGGGGACGGGAGGGGAUGGAGCGAACACCGUAAACAUAUCCACAGGUUCUUGUAUCCUGGCAGCAGCUUGUGGAGCUAAAGUUGCGAAGCACGGAUCUCGGUCGAGCUCGUCAGCUUGUGGAAGUGCGGAUGUGCUCGAGACUCUUGGUGUUGCUAUCGAUCUAGGGCCCGAGGGAGUGGCAAAGUGUGUAGAAGACGUUGGAGUUGGGUUUAUGUUUGCUCCAACAUACCAUCCAGCAAUGAAAGUUGUGGCGCCUGUUCGUAGAUCUCUUAAAAUUAAGACAGCUUUCAAUAUUCUUGGUCCGAUGCUCAAUCCUUCUCGUGCACCUCACUCCAUUGUUGGUGUUUAUCAUGAUAAUCUGGUGGAAAAAAUGGCAAAGAUUCUGCAACAUUUCGGCACUAAGCGGACACUAGUAGUUCAUUGCCAUGGGUUGGAUGAGAUGAGCCCGCUUGGGGGUGGACGCGUUCUGGAAGUGACACAAGAUAAGAUUGAGAGCUUUGUGUUUGAUCCUCUGAACUUUGGGAUACCUAGGUGCACACUUGAAGACCUGAAAGGUGGAAACGCCGAUUUCAAUGCUAAGUCCUUGAGGAACGUCUUCGCUGGAGAACCGGGGCCUAUAGCUGAUUCAUUGAUUUUGAAUGCGGCAGCGGGUAUCAUGGCCUGCGGACUAGUGAAGGAUUUGGGUGAGGGUGUUUCUCUGGCACGCGAUGUGCUACGAUCAGGCAGAGCGAAUACUGUGCUGGAUAACUGGAUAAGUCUAUCUCAAAAACUGAAAGCAGAAGAGGUAUCUGAGUGAACACGUAUUCUACAUCCUCGGAGAGGCUUGCAUGAGGAGUCUGGUCUAGUUUGCGAUGGGAGCUGACACAGGAAACUCAGUUGGAAAGUUCAUUGUUACUUUGGAUUUCAUUCGUCAUUAGUCUACGGCUUUUGCGACUCCAGUUUCGGCAAUUUUGAAAUACAUACAAUGCAAUUAUUUUUUGAUUCUCAGUAUUAUUCAUUUGAUGUAAUAAUGCAAUCAAUUCAAAGAGAACCAUUAAACAUUGCUCCUGUAA